Messenger RNA from Nicotiana attenuata, 946 nucleotides. RefSeq lists its product as uncharacterized. Bases 151 to 738 code for a protein of 195 amino acids. The record is from RefSeq and is a predicted model, not a curated record. The transcript is spliced from 3 exons. Lineage: Eukaryota; Viridiplantae; Streptophyta; Magnoliopsida; Solanales; Solanaceae.
GUGUAACAAUCCCGGUAAAAUCCCCUUUUCGUAUUGCACUCAAAUUCAGUUCCCAAAGGAAAAGGAUUUUGCUCAUUAAUGUGUGGACCACGCUGGUUUAGGGUUGGUUAGCAAGCGCGAUCGAGCACCGAUUCGACCUUGUCUGAAACUAUGGCGACGCCGUCUGCAUGUGUAACUGUGGUGGAGGGUGAAAAAUCGAUAACGUCGUACUCUAGAUCGGAAAUCGUGUCGGCUUCGUCCUCGGAGAAGAAAUGGAAGAAGAAAUUUAAGGUUAACAAUGACUUUAAUGACGAGAUGCGAGAAAAACAGCAGAUUAAGUUCUACGGGAUUGAUGACUAUGAUUCCGAUGAUUGGGAACAUCGACCCGAUAAGCAUGUCUUCGAAAAGUACUUUCAACAACUCCACGACAGCGAUGGUUUUGAUUUUGAUCAACACCCUGGGCCGUGCAUGGAGGCUCCCAUAUGCCCAAUUUCCACUCGCAGACUUGAUCGUGAUCCUGAGCUUGUAGAUGAACUCAAGGGUUAUGCUUCAAUGGCAAUCAAGGAGCACUUUCCCGACGAUGGGAAAGAACGCAAGGUACUGGGGAUUGUGAAGGUGAAUGCAGGUGGAUGUCGUGACUGGAACUACUACAUUACCUUUAAAGUUAACAACAAUGGGAAUGAAGAAACUUUUCAAGCUCAGGUUGUAAUUUCACUUGAGGGCACUAUCGAGAUUCCAGUUUGCAGGCCCAAGGUCUAAAUUGUUUCUAAAUUAUCUGCAAUUUAGUUGUUACUUAUAGGUAUUAAGGUACAUUUCUCUGUUUUAUUAUGCCUUUGGUUUGUAAUAAUGGGGCUAAAUCUGAAUUCACGCCACAGCACAAUGCUACUAUCUGAUUGAGUUGGUCACGACUUCAUUUUUGCAUUAAAGAUGCAUUUUAAAUGUUAUGCACCUCUAGAUUUUGCUAGUA